AUGGAAAAAUCGCUGAACUUCAUCAAACGGUCAUCCGAGUAUGAUGCUUUGUCACAGCAUGAUAGCACAGAGUCCAUCGGAUCAGACCAUGAUGAAAACCUUCCAUCCCAUCAGAAGGCGCGCCGAUCUCAUCGGUGGAAGUCCUACCUGAAGCUUGCUCUCAUCUCCGGUGUAUUUCUGGCUGCUUAUUCGUUGCUCAUUGUUAGCCUUACGUACAAUGCCGCCAAAAGCCACCGGAAGAUUGGGCAGAGAUUCUUAAAAACACCAGUCGAUCCGGAAUACAUCGUAUAUGAGCCCCGGGUGAUGGAGCAAUGGGAGGACCGACACGGCGAGCCCGUCACAUACUUUGGUGAGCCCAGUGAGAAAAUCGACAAGGGAUGGCACGACCUUUUCAAGUAUCAAAACAUCGGGGUAGACCCUAAAUUGAUGAAAGAAAUGGAUCGUGAUUGGGAGGGGAUCCAGCUUCCUGACGGCACCUACUAUGGAUCCAUCAUGGUCUUCCACCACCUCCACUGUCUUAAAAAUCUCUAUCAUGCGCUCAACCCCGAAUACUACGGGCUUGCCAACUUGACGGGCGAGGAGCAAGCCUCAUGGAGGGAUCACACUACUCACUGCCUCCACAUGCUGAAGGAAGCCGUGAUGUGCCAGGGUGACACUACGGUUCUCACCAUGAUGUGGGCGGACUAUCGCCUCCGCCCCAUUGGCAACCUGACCGCUUCUCACGAAUGCGUUAAUUGGGAUCGCCUGAUGGAGUGGGUCAAGCCCAACUCGAGGGACCUGACUAAAGAGGGCUAUCUGGUUCAUCCCAAGUUCGGUACGUCAUUCGUCAGCUACGGCUGCUCAUCGCUUUCAACCCGAGUUGCUGACGCAGAAUUCGUCUACGAUACAGGUCCAGUGGUGGUUGAUGGUCACCUUGGUAAUGGCCCGGUCGGCUAG
Molecule: messenger RNA, 936 nt
Organism: Aspergillus nomiae NRRL 13137
Lineage: Eukaryota; Fungi; Ascomycota; Eurotiomycetes; Eurotiales; Aspergillaceae
Product: oxidase ustYa family protein
Exons: 4
Coding region: 1-936 (311 amino acids)
Biological process (GO): mycotoxin biosynthetic process
Source: RefSeq, a predicted model, not a curated record